This is a messenger RNA of Manihot esculenta (cassava), 1833 nucleotides long. RefSeq lists its product as uncharacterized. The record is from RefSeq and is a predicted model, not a curated record. The transcript has 14 exons. Lineage: Eukaryota; Viridiplantae; Streptophyta; Magnoliopsida; Malpighiales; Euphorbiaceae. Bases 346 to 1506 code for a protein of 386 amino acids.
GUAUCUUUGUUUUUGAUAAUGUUUUAAUUACUUAAUUAAUUAAACAAAAUGCUUCAAAAAAUUAUUUGAACAAAAACUAAGGAUAUGGUCGUGCGGCCACCAAUCGCCCCCACCAAUCGCCGUUUUCUUCGGGUUACAACUUCGUGCUCAUCGUCUCCCCAGUUCUGUGUUCUGUUUAUGUUCCUUAUAUUCAGUUAAAGUUGAAAACUUUCAUCUUUAUGUAGUGGUUUUCUCCUUCCUCCGACCCCAACUGAAGAAACAUGCUUUCUCUGGAGACGCAUAAGGAGGCUGAACAGAGCGUCGUUGUUGCAUGAAACGUCGGGCCGGCAUUGGGUUUCGUGGAAUAUGAAGUCAAUCAAUAAUACUGGACCUUUGCCUGUGGAUCCGAAGAGUAGGAAAUCGUGUUUUUGUAGCUUUCUUCCUGCAGCUUCUUUUCUUUUUCUAGUUUUCUUCACAGGAAGCGCAUUCAUAGUUCCAGAUUACAAAGAGAAAUUAUCAAGAUGGAGAAUAGUUGAUAGUUUCCAGAAUUUGAAAUUCGUCACUUGCAAGAAUCAAUGCGGGCCUCCUGGAAGUGAGGCAUUACCUGAGGGUAUUGUUUCAAAGACUUCCAACUUGGAAAUGAGACCCUUAUGGGGCUUUCCAAAGAGCAAAGAAAAUUCUUCGAGUAACUUGUUUACUCUGGCUGUUGGAAUAAAGCAAAGAGAUAUUGUUGAUGAGAUGGUGAAAAAGUUUCUAUCAAGUAAUUUUACUGUAAUGCUUUUCCACUAUGAUGGAGUUGUUGAUGAGUGGAAGGAUUAUAAGUGGAAUGAUCAUGUCAUACAUGUUUCCGCCCGUAAUCAAACUAAAUGGUGGUUUGCAAAACGUUUCUUGCAUCCUGAUAUUGUUGCAGAGUACAAUUAUAUUUUUCUCUGGGAUGAGGACCUUGGAGUUAAAAAUUUCAACCCUAAACGGUAUGUGUCAAUUGCUGAAAGCAAAGGGCUUGAGAUAUCACAGCCAGCACUUGAUAUGGCUAAAUCAGAAAUACACCAGCAAAUUACUGCACGCGUGAGGAAAUCAAUAGUUCACAGAAGAACUUUCAAGCCUGGCAUUUGUGAUGGAAAUAGUAGAGCUCCACCUUGCACAGGGUGGGUAGAAAUGAUGGCUCCUGUUUUCUCAAAAGCGGCAUGGCGUUGUGUGUGGUAUAUGAUCCAGGGUGAUCGAAUAAAAAAUAUUGGUGUGGUGGAUGCUGAGUACAUAGUACAUUAUGGUCGUCCUACACUUGGAGGCACAGAUGAAAAUAAGGAAUCAUCUCAUUCAAAUAAAGGCGAUCGUAAACUUGGAGAACCAUCUCAUUCUAAUAAAAAGGAUCCUAGACUAGAAGUAAGAAGGCAAUCGUUCAUUGAAUUCAAAAUUUUUCAUAAACGAUGGGAAAAGGCAGCAGCAGAGGAUAAGUGUUGGGUAGAUCCAUAUAAAGAAGCAGAUAAACAAAGCAUUCCUAGCUUUCAUUUAGCCGGUAGAGCUGUUUAAGUCGAUUUUAUGAUCAACAAACAGUAAGAUAACAGAACAAGUGAAUUAACGGAGAUGGGGUUAUGCAGAGAUCUCGGGCUCUGAAGUGCAAAUAUUUCAAAGCAUCAAAUGGAGCAUCCUGGUGUUGUAUCCGAGUCCAUGAGACAUUCAACUUUAUUUGUACAUAUUGAACAUGUAAUUACAUCAUUCUUUCUUCAAGAAUGAAAAUAUAGUGAUACAGAUGUGGGGAGGAACAAUAAGAGGAGGGAGAGAAGGGGAAGCUCAGAUUAUUGAUUCUGUUCAUCUUGCAUUAAUAAAGCAUAUACUUUGGUUGAUGCUAGAUGUGUG